Messenger RNA from Suillus bovinus, 3962 nucleotides. RefSeq names its product tRNA synthetases class I, catalytic domain-containing protein. Gene Ontology annotation, cellular component: cytosol; cytoplasm. The transcript has 14 exons. NCBI's taxonomy places the organism in Eukaryota, Fungi, Basidiomycota, Agaricomycetes, Boletales, Suillaceae. Gene Ontology annotation, molecular function: ATP binding; glutamine-tRNA ligase activity. The coding region runs from base 54 to 3962 and encodes 1302 amino acids. Gene Ontology annotation, biological process: glutaminyl-tRNA aminoacylation; translation. The record is from RefSeq and is a predicted model, not a curated record.
AGUAGUGCUACUACUACCGUGAUAUAUACCAUUGAGCGUUGGCGGUAUCACUCAUGCUUUUUCUGCCGGAAUCCCAUGGACGUUUUCCUGUUGGAGCGACUACCUUCAAGCUUCCCGUAUCCACGAGAGUGCUGGGCACUGCCAACAUACGCAGACAUGGUCACAGUGGCGAUAGACCUUCAGUAAAACCUGCUUUACAACUCGAUGAAGUCAUAUUCACUACCUAUUAUCCUGCGGACAUAAAAGGCACCAAUAUCAAGAAAGGCCUGGACUGGCUUCUUCGGUCAGUAUCGGGGUUACACUGCCAGCAGGUCAUGCUCACGGUUCUAGUCCGCUCCAAGCAUCUCUACAUGGGUAUGCUCAUUACUCAGGAAUUUCCUGCCUGGCUCCUGUGGCCUAUUGUGUAUCUCUACGGUCGCCUGUUGAAAAUCCCAGUUUAUCCAAAUGCACCCCUCUUGAAGCAGCGUCCCAUUGCGUUUCCAGAGCAGACUACUCAGGCUAGAUCAGAAACUUGUCCUUCAAGUUGGCCUCUUGUAAUAUUCUCACACGGUCUGGGUGGUAGUCAGACAGCUUACAGUCAAGUGUGCACUCGUCUUGCAUCCUCGGGACGAGUGGUUCUAGCCAUCCAGCACCGUGAUGGCUCGGGUCAUGCAUUACAAGAAGAGGACUUGAUCUGGACUUUAAAUGACCAACAAACGAUGGUCAAUUUUCGACAGCAACAGCUGGCUUUCAGGCGACAUGAGAUAUACCUUGCAUUCAGUAGCUUCAAACAAUUAAUUCAAGAUGGCCACCGAGGUUCAAGCCAUGGCUUACAGUCAAUAGACAAGAAAUCUAUCGACUGGUCUUCGUGGUUAAGCGACGUCGAUACCAAGGCAGUUGAAUGCAACAAAGACGUUCUUCUUGCUGGACAUUCAUUCGGUGGUGCUACUGUUUUCACAAUCCUUUCUACGGAUCCUCCUGCCAACAUCACCGCACCCAUUCCUGUUCAUAAAGCCUUGAUCUUGGAUCCUUGGCUAGAACCGAUCCCUUCCCCUGGCCCACGCCCACCUCCUCAAGGACCAGGAGAUGUUUUGCCUCAGUUGCUUGUCAUUAACUCUGAGAAAUUUAGCCUGUGGAAGGAUCAUUUUUCACGAUUGAUCGACGUGGUGCAAGCUUGGGAGCCCGAGCAACGGAGAGUGCUGACUAUCUUACGCGCAAAACACGAAUCAUUUUCAGAUUUUCCUCUCCUUCCGCUUGUGUCUCGGAGACCUGCACGCAUAGUAAUGGACAGGCUUGUAGAAUUAUCAGAGACAUUUAUAGAUGGUAACAUAGACACGUUCUUGAACGAAACUGCGACUAGGAAGAUGGAAACUCGUAUAGUUGGGAAAAAGCCAAACGGUUCACCACAACUACAGCUCGUGGGCGAGUCUAAGGACAGUCAUAACCCACUAAUGGCUCCUACCAAGUCCGAUCCUGCGGCAUCAGACACUCCCAUCUCCCUCUUCAAGUCUAUAGGUCUCUCCCAGGCCAAAGCAGUAGAAGCGGCAAAGAACGCCAAAAGCGCCAAUGUCCUUCGCAAUCUGAUCGUUUCAUACGAUCUUGCCGAAGCUCACCUUGAUGAAAAGCAGGCUACGGUUGUCACCGCACUUGCUAGUCAGCUAGCUAAGACGGAAUCUGUAGAACCUAGCGAAGAAGCCUUCGCCGUCAAGGCAAUCUUGCAGGGCAAGCUCAAAUCUGUUGAUCAGAUCAAUGCUGCUGUCAAGUACCUCGAGACAUCUAAAGCACCCAUUAACGAGCUUGAAUUCGAUACAGAGUGUGGUGUCGGCUUCAGCAUCACUUCCGAAGAGCUCCAUAACACAGUCACGAGUUACAUCCGCGAGAAUUCUGUCACUGGCUGGCCUAACCUUGGUUCCGUCAUCAGUGGAGUCAAGGCCAACCCAGCUCUUCGAUGGGCCAACCCUCUAGAAGUUAAGAACGCCGUCGAGAAGGCGUUUACUGAAACCUUUGGUGCGAAGGAGGCUGCGAAGCCAAAAACUAAGGACCCUAAGAAAGAGAAGGCUUUGCAGCCAACAAUUACUGCAUCGGAGGCCGCUGCUGGGUCCAGUUCAUCCAAUAGAAAAACCGUUUUUGAAGAGGGAUUCUUAGGCGCUUUGCACAAGCCAGGAGAGAACCCUCAGACCAGGCCCGAACUUCGUGAGCAGCAUCUACGCGUGACUGAUGGCCAAGUCUGGACACGUUUCCCACCGGAACCAAACGGCUAUCUGCAUAUUGGACAUUCUAAGGCUAUCUUCGUGAACUUCGGUUAUGCUGCGCACCAUGGAGGGAAGUGUUAUCUGCGCUUCGACGAUACUAACCCGGAAAAAGAAGAGGCCAGAUAUUUUGAGAGCAUUAUCGAGGUUAUCCGAUGGCUGGGCUUCGAACCCUGGAAGAUAACCUACUCCAGUGACUACUUUGAUCAGCUACAUGAUCUUGCCAUCGAGCUCAUAAAACGCGACAAAGCUUAUGUCUGUCAUUGUACUCAGGAACAAAUCAAAGCUGAUAGGGGCGAGAAAAUAUCAGCUCCUAAAGCCUGCGUGCACAGAUCACGGCCGAUUCAAGAAUCACUCGAUGAGUUCAAAAAGAUGACUGAUGGUUAUUAUCGACCCAAGGAAGCCAAUCUCCGGAUGAAGAUGGAUCUGACAGAUGGCAACCCUCAGAUGUGGGACCUUACGGCAUACCGUGUUUUGGAUGCAAGCCAUCAUCGCACCCUGGAUAAAUGGAAGAUAUAUCCCACCUAUGAUUAUACACACUGCCUCGUGGAUAGCUUCGAGAACAUCUCCCAUUCCCUCUGCACCACGGAAUUCAUCGCUUCACGCCAGUCAUAUGAGUGGCUUUGUGACGCCCUGGACGUGUACAAACCGAGGCAAUCAGAAUUUGGUCGCCUUAAUCUUCAAGGGACAAUCAGCUCGAAGAGAAAGAUUCUCCAGCUGGUAGAUGAAGGCUACGUUAGCGGAUGGGACGAUCCUCGUCUCUACACCCUCAUCGCCCUCAGAAGGCGAGGCGUACCUCCGGGUGCGAUUUUGUCAUUUGUCAGCACGUUGGGUGUCUCAACGGCUGCCUCAAACAUCCAAAUUGCACGCUUUGAACAAACUGUGAGGCAAUACCUGGAAGGCAGUGCACCGCGUCUCUUCAUGGUCAUGCGUCCUCUCAAAGUCAUAAUUGAGAACGUGCCCGAUGACUACCUCGUGAUGGUGGACAAAUCAUUCCAUCCCAAGAACCCCCAGCUCGGAUCUUCACAGAUCCCAUUCACCCGCACAAUUUACAUCGACGCAGACGACUUCAGGCUGGAAGACUCCAAAGAUUACUUCCGCCUUGCUCCUGGAAAGAGUGUUGGUCUAUUCCAGGCACCAUACCCAAUUACAUGUACAUCGUACAAGAUUGAUUCAACUACUGGUGAGGUGACGGAGGUAUUCUGUCGUCUCGAAAAUUCUGGUACUCCUCCGAAACCCAAGGCAUAUAUCCAGUGGGUCGCAGAGCAUGCAUCUUCUGGAAGCCCUGUUCGUAUCGACGAGACAAGAGUCUUCCAUCCUCUGUUCAAGAGCGAUAACCCCCUAGCGGCCAUCCCUGACUUCAAGGCUGAUAUCAACUCUAACAGCAUAGAAGUCAUCAAGGGCGCCAUGGUGGAAGUCAGUUUCUGGCCGCUUGCAAAGCGGUGUAUUGCAGACGCCCUUGAGGAGGCUCGGGAAAGAUCAGCGAAAACGAAAGCAAUCCCAGGUUCGGGUUCCCACGACGCAAACACUCCAGAAAUCACACCAGAGCAGCUGGUCGGAAAAGAGUGUGUACGAUUUCAAGGUCUGCGUGUUGCGUACCUUGCAGUAGAUUCGGACUCUCGCUUGGGUGCUCUGGACGAACCCUCAGGUGUUGCUCCUGGGAUUAGGCAAGGUGAUUAUUUGGUACUCAACCGCAUUACAAGCUUGAAGGAAGAUGUUGGAAAGGGGAUAUGA